This is a messenger RNA of Durusdinium trenchii, 1932 nucleotides long. The record is from the annotation of a GenBank genome assembly. Lineage: Eukaryota; Dinophyceae; Suessiales; Symbiodiniaceae.
AUGGGCACUUGCACUGCUGCUUGCCCACCUCUUUCGGCGCGAGCCACACCGAGUUGUGACAAUAUUCACGAUGUUUCGAUCCAUCCCCCCGCCAUGUGCGCCUUUCGUUGUUUGGCAAGUCUUCUUCUCUUGGUACCCGUGGUGAAGGCCGCCCGCCCGGGCCUUGAGAUUUUGAGGCAAGAGGCCCUUGUGGCCAAGAGCAACUUUUGGAAAGAUCCGUGCGCCGAGUUGGGUGCCAAGAGGAAGCGGAAACUCUCAAGAAUCUUCAAGAAAGGCACCUUGUGCCAAUGCCAAGAGGACUUUUUCACGAAUGUCCAGUGUGACAGACCUUUGGUCAAAGACUUCAUCCUGAGAGAGACUCCCUCCAAGUGUCGAUGCGAAGAAAACCCUUGCAAAAAGUUCCAUGCCAAGAUGCUCAACGGCUACGAACAGUGCAAAUGUCAUAAGGGACUUUCAACAAGCAAUCACUGUGAGAAGCCUCUCGCCAAACUCUUUAGCCUGUCUGCCCGAAUGCCAGCCGAAUGCCGCUGUGACCAGACAGAUCCUUGCGAGAAAUUUGGAGCCGAGGCAGCUGGUGCCGACCGAGCGACUGGAGAAGUUCUUUGCCUUUGCCCUGAAAAGUUUGCAGCAGUUGCGAGCACCAAGUGCUCAAGACCAGGCCAACGAGUUUUCCCUGCUGUGGGCAACGUCCUUGGAUGCCACUGCAAGCAAGCGGGAAUCUACGCAAAAAGCGUGAAGAGUCCGGUGGAGACUGCUGCGCUGGCAUUCUGCGAAGCGGCGGCCAAGAUGAAGGAGCCGCUUCCGUCGAAAGUCCCUCCAGCGUCAAAGUGCAAGCAGCAGCUCUCACAUGGCACGACAAAUGGUGGCUUCGGCCGCUUGGCUGUGUUGCUUCAACAGGCUCCAAAGACCGCCGCGUGGCAUUUGACCCGUGUUUGCCACGAUGAAUGCGAAGAGCUGGUGAACGAAACGAAGGAACAAUUAAAAUGGAUCCUGAGGGACAUCACCCCAGGAGCCAGACCUGUCGGGGAGACGUGUGCUGCUCGGGUGGUGAAGAAGGUCGAAGCAGAGGUUUUCGGUUGUUGCGGCCGUUCCUGUGGUUGGAACGGCCGCGGCUGCAUUUCGUGGCCAUUCUUCGAUGAGCAGCAAAAGGCUGAUUGGCUGGCUGAGUGCUGCACUGAAUAUAAUGUCUUGAAGAACUCCAGCCGGGAAGAGAUGUGCAACUCGGUGCUGAGCACGCACGAUGCAGACUUGGCCUCCAAAAACGACCUCAGCCAGGAGGGCAAAGAUGUGGCCGCGGCCUAUCUUGGCCAAGACUUCCAACUUCUCUGGACCCAAAAAGGUGUCGACUCCGAGAUGGGCCGGAACUACACCUGGCUGCAGCCAAAGCCGGAGGCUGGGAAGGAAGUGACUGACCAGCUCCUACAGCUUCAGCCCAACAUCCGAAAGAAGGCGCUCAACGAAGGCUGGUUUAAGGAGAAGAAAAUGGAGUCAGCUUCGCUCAUGCAGAUGCGAGACACAGGUGCCAGCUGCGAUCCCAAGGUCAUGGAAACGUGCACGGGUGACAUGCAGAAGUGGCGCACGCGCGCCUGUGCAAAGCAGCAAGGGUGGCAGUAUACCCAUGUAAAAAAAACGUGCAGAAUGAUGACGAAAAACAAGAGGAUGGCCAAGAGCCCCUACGAAUGCUUGGAGAAGACGCAGUACGGUGAUGUGGGCACCAUCCGACACUUCUUGUUUCAGUACAAGAAGGUGGACUUGUCUGAUGCAGCCGCAGGGCAACAUCCGAUUUGGUGCUAUGCCGCAGCAGAGAAGACACCAUGCAACCAGAAGCCACGCUCCCUCCAACAGGCCCAGGAGAUGGAAUUCGACCGGAUUUGGUUCUGGAUUGAUGCAUCCAGUGCUGCCGAUGCCAAAACGGCGUUCGGAAACGUUUGA